Messenger RNA from Gymnogyps californianus (California condor), 1435 nucleotides. It is a transcript of the gene METTL18, whose product is annotated as methyltransferase like 18. NCBI's taxonomy places the organism in Eukaryota, Metazoa, Chordata, Aves, Accipitriformes, Cathartidae. Bases 188 to 1168 code for a protein of 326 amino acids. Gene Ontology annotation, molecular function: protein-L-histidine N-tele-methyltransferase activity. The record is from RefSeq and is a predicted model, not a curated record. Gene Ontology annotation, biological process: peptidyl-histidine methylation, to form tele-methylhistidine. The transcript is spliced from 2 exons.
GAUUCGUUGGCAAAACAUCUGAUACUCUAUCUGCAAAGCACUCUUCCCCAUAGCGAUAACAACAUAAAAACAUUCUCUACAAAAAAAACAGAAGAAAAAGAAUCUUUGUAUCAGUACUGCUCUUAGAUGAGUUUUUCUGGCUGUCAUAAAUUAAGCUGACUUUUUUUUUUUACUGUUAUUCCUAAAAAUGGCUUUUCGAUUUAAUUUUUCUAUUGAUGAAAACGAGAACAAUGAACCAGACACUCAUGCAGACUCCAGCCAGAGGCUGGGCACUGAUAAGCACCAGGAUGAGACGCCAUCAGAGAAAAAGUUCUGCUUUAAAGCUGCCAAGGAGCACAAUAUACCUGAAGAUCUCAAAAAAGUAUUGGAAAAUAAAGUCAUGGAAACAGUAUCAGGCCUGUAUUAUACAAAGAUGUCUGUAGUGGAAAUGAUGUGUUUGGAUGGCGCCGACAGAGAAGGCAUCGUGUCUAAAAGUGUUUCUUCUCACUCCGAUCUCAUCCCAGGAGUCUAUGAGGGAGGACUGAAAAUCUGGGAAUGCACCUUUGAUCUCAUAGACUACUUUUCCGAGGCCAAAACACAGUUUGCCAACAAGACUGUAUUGGAUCUUGGCUGCGGGGCUGGACUGCUGGGAAUAGUUGCUUUAAGGGGUAAAGCUGAAAAAGUCCAUUUUCAGGACUACAACAGCACAGUGAUUGACGAAAUAACCUUGCCUAAUGCGGUGGCUAACUGUAUAAAUGAAGACAGUAGGAUGGGCAGUGGAGAUGACAGGAAAACUAGCAAGCCUCCUUCCAAGAGGCCCAAGAAAGCGGACUGCUUACCUGAUGUGCUCAGCAAAUGCAGAUUUUUUUCUGGGGAGUGGUCUGAAGUCAGCCGGCUCCUGUUAAGCAGCAACAAAGCCUUUUCAAAGUAUGAUAUAAUUCUCACAUCUGAGACCAUCUAUAAUCCUGACUACUACAGUGCUUUGCACGAUACGCUGGCUCAGCUCUUGGAUAAAGACGGCCGUGUGUAUUUGGCAAGCAAAGCACAUUAUUUUGGGGUUGGCGGUGGUAUCUACCUCUUUGAGAAAUUCAUUGAAGAGAGAAAUGUGUUUAGGACCAGCAUAGUUAAAAUAAUUGAUAAAGGACUGCAGCGAUGUAUCAUGGAAAUGGCCUUUAAAGACUCCAGUUAAAAUUCAACCACUGGUCCUUCAAAGUAUCUUAAAGAAAAAAUGUUUCAAUCCUUAUAUCUGUUUGCUUUUUCCCCUGCUGAGUUAUUCUGGUUUGACAAAUUGAGGAUGCUUGUUAUUGAAAUGUUUGACAGAUUCUGAUGUCUGACCAGAAGUGAAGGACUCUUCUGAUUCUGGUUUUGCAUAGAAAAAUUGAGUUCUGCUUAAAUCACCAUCUGUUUAUGCCAAUUAAUUGUCAUUUAUACAUAUUUUAAAAAUUAAGUCACUGUC